This is a messenger RNA of Capsella rubella, 2729 nucleotides long. RefSeq names its product probable protein phosphatase 2C 33. The record is from RefSeq and is a predicted model, not a curated record. Gene Ontology annotation, biological process: protein dephosphorylation. Gene Ontology annotation, molecular function: protein serine/threonine phosphatase activity. The transcript has 7 exons. The coding region runs from base 894 to 2381 and encodes 495 amino acids. NCBI's taxonomy places the organism in Eukaryota, Viridiplantae, Streptophyta, Magnoliopsida, Brassicales, Brassicaceae.
AUCUCUCUCUUCUCUCUUCUCUCUUCUCUCUACACACAAAAGUAGAAAGACGAAGAAGAAGAAAGAAAGAACGGGUUUGUAGUUGGUGGUUGCGUUUCUUUCUCGUUUUUAAAAAACAAUUCAUCUUUUCUUUUUCAGUUACCUUCUUCUCUUUAAUAAUCUCUCUCUAUCUACGCACGCACGAACAGAAUCUCAAGCUCUUCUCCUUCUCCUAUUUGUUUUCCCCCGAUUGAAUCUGAUUCUGAGAUCUUUUUGAUUGAUCUGUAUCCUUACGAAGAAGAAACAGAGAAAGGAAGGGUUUUCAUGAUUCUCGUGUUUUGAGUCUCUUUCCCAAGCACUGUUUUUUUUUUAAUAUUGAUUCUCAUGUAUAAAUAAAACAUACACUUCUCUCUUUGUUUUCCCCUCUUCUUCUUCUUCUUCUUCCUGUGUGUGUGUGUGUGGUGGCAAUAGAAACAAUCUACGUAGAUCUGUUCCUUUUUCUCUCCAUGGAAACUUUUGGGUUUAAAUUAGUUUACAAUUAAAAUAUUUUGAAAGACUCAAAAGGGUCAGACCCAGAAGUCUCACCUUUGCCUUUUUCUUGGUCAGCUUUGAAAGGCUUGAUUUUUUUUUCUUUUUAAUUCUGUUUUAUCUGUUCAUUCAAUUUUGGCGAUUUGGGUUUAAGAAUCACUAGGGUCUAUGUAUGUCCUGGCACUUGUGAUCAUUCGUCAGUCUUCUUGCAGAAAGUAACUGGAACUAAAACUGAGAGAUCUCUUUGCAUAGUUUGAAUCAUCAUCAUUGCUCUUUGCGGGGAGAACCGUGAUCUAAAGCUUCAAUCUUUCUCACUGGAGGACCGUAGGGGUGAUUGUACCAUUGUUGGUCUGGAUUGCCUUCUUAAUAUAAUCAGGGCCCUUAGAAUGGGGUCCUGUUUAUCUGCAGAGAGCAGGAGCCCUGGACCGGGUUCUCCUUGCUCUCCUGGGUUUAGUGUGAGGAAAAGGAAGAACUCCAAGAAGCGACCUGGUUCUAGGAACUCUUCCUUUGAUUACAGGAGAGAAGAACCCUUGCAUCAAGUUCCAGGACGAAUGUUCUUGAAUGGAUCAAGUGAGGUUGCUUGUAUCUUCACUCAACAAGGCAAGAAAGGGCCUAACCAAGAUGCCAUGGUUGUUUGGGAGAAUUUUGGUUCGAGGACAGAUACAAUCUUCUGUGGAGUGUUUGAUGGACAUGGCCCAUAUGGUCAUAUGGUUGCAAAGAGAGUCAGAGACAAUCUCCCUCUCAAAUUAAGUGCCUAUUGGGAAGCAAAAGUACCAGUUGAAGGUGUUCAAAAGGCCAUCACUACCGACACCGUUAAUAAUGCAACCAACAUUAACAAUCCUGAAGAUGCUGCUGCUGCUGCUGCUGCUUUUGUAUCUGCUGAAGAAGAACCUAGGACAUCUGCUGACAUGGAGAAGGAGGAGAACAAGGACUCCCAUCCGGAAUUGUUUCAAACUCUGAAAGAGUCGUUUCUUAAGGCUUUUAAAGUUAUGGAUAGAGAACUGAAAUUCCAUGGAAGUGUUGACUGUUUCUGCAGUGGGACAACAGCUGUAACUUUGAUCAAGCAGGGUCAGUAUCUCGUUGUUGGAAAUAUUGGAGACUCUAGAGCCGUAAUGGGUACAAGAGACAGUGACAAUGCUCUUGUUGCUGUUCAACUAACUGUGGAUCUUAAGCCAAAUCUCCCAGCUGAGGCAGAGAGAAUAAGAAAAUGUCGUGGACGUGUGUUUGCUCUUAGAGAUGAACCUGAAGUUUGUAGAGUUUGGCUGCCAAACUGUGACUCUCCUGGCCUUGCAAUGGCACGUGCUUUUGGAGACUUUUGCCUUAAAGAUUUUGGCCUAAUCUCUGUGCCUGAUGUAUCUUUCCGUCGAUUAACUGACAAAGAUGAGUUUAUAGUGCUGGCUACAGAUGGGAUUUGGGAUGUUCUCACAAAUGAAGAUGUAGUGGCGAUUGUAGCUUCAGCUCCAUCGCGCUCCGCUGCAGCAAGAGCUUUAGUCGAGUCUGCGGUUAGAGCUUGGAGAUACAAAUACCCGACUUCCAAAGUCGAUGACUGUGCCGCUGUUUGCUUGUAUCUAGACGCCAACAACACAAACACCAUAUCUACAUCGUCUUCCAUCUCCAAACUGGAAGAUGAAGAAGAAGACGAAGAACUAAAUGCCACAAUUGAGAAUGAUGAUGCAUCAGGACCAAGUGGUCUAGGCCGUUCGGGUACUGUCAGGACAGGGAAAGAGAUUGCUCUUGACGAAAGUGAAGCUGAAAAGCUGAUAAAAGAAGAGGAUAACUUGGAUACAGAACCUGGAACAGAGUACUCUGCACUAGAAGGUGUUGCAAGAGUUAAUACUCUUUUAAACUUACCAAGAUUUGUGCCUGGAAAGUGAAAAGAGAAGGAAGAGCUGAAGUGAAGAAGUUGAGAGGUGAUAUAUCAUAUGAAAUAAAUCACCCAAGAGAAGGUACUGUGUCUUUUUGUUCUUUUCUUUUUUUUUUCCUUUUCAACUUUCUACAUUGAUCUCUAUUCUUUCUUUUUGAGUCAUAAUUCAUUGGUUUUGGAACAUAAAUUUUUGUCAAUUUUGUCUUUGUUUUUGUCUUUCGAUGUUUAUGCUGUUUUUUGGUCUUUGUCAGUAAAGAAGAGUGAAAAACAUCACAUGUAAUAAUGGCUUUGUGUCUGUGAUUCUGUGAAACAAACCCCUCAGGCUUAAUUUUGUCAGUCUGUUGGGAAUUUUCCUGUU